UACGAACUUUUACUUUUCUGUUUUUGUUUGGGUGUGAAACAGAAUUUGUACUUGCUCAGAUACUCUGGGCGUUUCCGUCAAACUAAACCAAAACUUGCAAAUUCUCAUCAGAACCCCUCUUUUCUCUCGGCAAAAAAAAAGCACAAGAAAAAAUCAAUAAGUUUGGUACUGAUCAAUUUCUACAGGGUAGCCAUGGCUUCGUCGGAGGAGGAACCACCGCAGCAGAGCCAAGAACCACCGCAGCAGCCACAGUCAGUGAAAGACUGUCUUCACAAGACCAAGCUCAUUCAAUUCUUGGGCCGCACCGCCCCUAUCGUCCUCCAGAACGACAAUGGUCCCUGCCCUCUCCUCGCCAUCUGUAAUGUUCUCUCCCUGAGAAACAACCUGAAUUUGAGUGCAGACACUACAGAAGUCUCUCAAGAAAAGUUACUCUCACUCGUUGCUGAAAGAUUAAUUGAUUCUAACAGUAAUAUUGAUAAUAAAGAUGCUGGCUAUGUAGAAAACCAACAGCAGAAUAUAGCUGAUGCUAUCGAUCUACUCCCUCGACUUGCAACCGGAAUCGAUGUUAACAUAAAAUUCAGAAGGAUAAGUGAUUUUGAGUUUACUCCAGAAUGUGCAAUAUUUGAUCUGUUAGACAUCCCACUAUAUCAUGGCUGGAUAGUUGAUCCCCAGGACCAUGAGGCUGCUAAUGCAAUUGGGUCGAAGUCCUAUAACACUCUUACGGGGGAGCUUGUUGCACUGGAAACACAAAAUAUGGAGAGUGAGUCUAAGGGGAAGAAUAUUCCUCAAGAAGAUUGUGUUGAUUUUGUUGCUGCAACAACUGCAACACUUGGUGUACCUUCCCCAAGCCUUUCUAAAACUAGAUCUUUUGAUGAGUCUCCACAUUCAGCUUCUGAUGAACCAAAGGAAAGGAAAGGAGACCGUGAAGAAGAAGCAGAGUUGCUGAUGGCUUUACAAAUGUCUGAGGCUGAGCUUCCGACUGCAGUGGGUGAUCCAUUUGCAGCAAGUAUUGACACACCGCCUCUGUUAGUUAGUUCAGAUGAAAGUACUCAUCUUGAGAAGGUUAUGCUUGUAGGUUCUGCAGAUAAAUCCGAAAAACAUGAUGCUGAAUGCAGUAAUUCUCAUCAGUCAGAACUGUCUGUACCAGAUAACAUUGCCCCCAGGAACGAAAGUAGUGAUCUGAUAUCUUUUGAAACUGCUUCAGGGCAAACAGCAUGUUCAUCCCGGUUGGAGACGACUGAGGUGAACAAUAAUGGUCAGCGAACUUCUGUGAAAUCAGAAGAUCUUCCUAAGGAUCUGGUUACAAAAAGCACAGGAAACGAAUCAGACCAGAUUAAAGGUGCAAUUUCUUUUAGUCCUGAGAGAAAUAAUGAAUCCAUAGAUGAGAACCAUACAGAUGUUUCAAAAGGGGGUGAAAAAUUUGAGGAUCAGGUCAAGCUUGCGACUAAUGCCGAUGGAAUUGUAGAAAUAAAUAAGCAAAUUGGGAGCAAUAUGACAGAGGUUUCUUGCUUAUCUGCUUCAAAUGUGGGUUCAGAUUCAUCUAGUGGCAGAAUGCUGGAAAUUGAUGAAUCGGAAACUUUGACAUCAAGUGGUGAAGGCAGUGAGCCCAUCUAUGAAGGAGAGGAACGUAUUUUGGACUCAGGCACAAUUGUUUCUGAACAAAGAGAGCCUGUAUAUGAAGGUGAGGCAGUGCUUGCAAAGCAAGCAGACAAAGGGAUGCUAGAUGCAAGGUCAAAGGAUGAAAUCACUCCACAAGAAGGGGAAUUGAUCAGGAAUUUUUUGAAGAACAAUGCUAGUCAAUUGACUUUCUACGGCCUUUUCUGCUUACAAGAGGGCCUUAAAGAGCGGGAGCUCUGUGUUUUCUUUCGAAACAACCACUUCAGUACCAUGUUUAAGAUCAAUGGAGAGCUUUAUCUUUUGGCUACUGAUCAGGGUUACCUGAAUCAGCAUGAUUUGGUGUGGGAAAAGCUUAAUGAGGUGAAUGGAGAUACAUUGUUCAUGACUGGCAACUUCAAGGAAUUUAAAGUUGAAAGCCAAUCAAAUGAAAAUUGGGAUGAAAAUAAUGCUGUUACCAGCACUGCGGACUACCUUGCGAGCAUUGAUAGUGCAGCUUCAGCAGGCUUCGAUCUAAAUUCUGAUCUGCAAUUGGCAAUUGCUCUGCAACAACAGGAGUUUGAACAGCAACCACAACAACAACAGCAACGACAAAACGUGCAGCAACCAUCUAUUAGUGGUAAUUCAAGGAUGGUCACAGGUCCCCAGGGGCCAAGACAUAAUGUCAGAACUUCUACAACAUCCUCUUCUCCAAGACCUGAAAAGCCCAAGGAUAAGUGUAUCAUUAUGUGAAUUCAGGCAGCAAACAGUUUUAAGGCUGUGUUUGUAAAUGGUGUUUUUUUUUCCGAUUACAUUUGAUGGCAUUAAUCACCAUGUUCAGGAUUGUAUGUGAUUUUUAGAUGACAAUUUCUUGACUGUAAAUAGAGUCCAGUCAGUAUAUACGCCAUCUUGCUUCGGCCCUUCAGCCCCCAAGCCUGGCAGUUUUUCUAACCAGAUUGACUAUGAGGUUGUUGGACGAUGAAUAAAGCCCCAGUUCUAACUCAUUGACAGAUUCAAAGAAGUACCUGAUUUCAGUGAUGGGCUCUAGUUCAUUAGCUUUGUGAGCUUUUGUUUUUCGGGCUGAUAUUAACAUUGCGAAAUGCGAGCUGAUGUAGCAUGUUUUCCUUCUGAAUUUAGUGACUCCAUGCAUUUUCAACCUGGGUUCUUUAUUUCUUUUA
This is a messenger RNA of Rosa chinensis, 2771 nucleotides long. RefSeq names its product ubiquitin carboxyl-terminal hydrolase MINDY-1. Bases 193 to 2346 code for a protein of 717 amino acids. The record is from RefSeq and is a predicted model, not a curated record. Gene Ontology annotation, molecular function: K48-linked deubiquitinase activity; cysteine-type deubiquitinase activity; cysteine-type carboxypeptidase activity. Gene Ontology annotation, biological process: protein K48-linked deubiquitination. The transcript is spliced from 12 exons. Gene Ontology annotation, cellular component: cytosol; cell periphery. Lineage: Eukaryota; Viridiplantae; Streptophyta; Magnoliopsida; Rosales; Rosaceae.